Daldinia decipiens is the source of this 2055-nucleotide messenger RNA. Its product is annotated as putative glucokinase. Gene Ontology annotation, cellular component: mitochondrion; cytosol. The coding region runs from base 237 to 1973 and encodes 578 amino acids. Lineage: Eukaryota; Fungi; Ascomycota; Sordariomycetes; Xylariales; Hypoxylaceae. The transcript has 3 exons. Gene Ontology annotation, molecular function: mannokinase activity; fructokinase activity; D-glucose binding. The record is from RefSeq and is a predicted model, not a curated record. Gene Ontology annotation, biological process: glucose 6-phosphate metabolic process; glycolytic process; intracellular glucose homeostasis.
GUGGGAUUUUUUUUUUCAUAGACCCACGGCUUGGUAUACAUAGUAGAUAAAAUAUCUACUUAUGUGGUGCCCACGGCCCCUAUUACUCACCUAUUACACACUAUGUGGCACUACCUACGUCCUACUAUGUAUUAUACGUAUCAUAGGCGCUCGGCCCCGCUUUGAAGCAUUUUGACGCAAUUGGGGUUCUCUUUGCUAAUUGCCCCUCCAACUUAUAGGUCGCGCAACUUUUCCUCAUGAACGUCAAAUUUCAAUACUCAAGUAUCCUCACAUCACCCCCUUUCUCUCGUACUAUCUCGUCUCCUCCUGCCGUUGCAGUCCAAGAGCCCGUGUGCGAGUCUCCUCAACCAUUUCCUACCGCCCCGCCCGUAUCUCGCGCACGCACAAUGGCGCUCGCACAAGAGACGAAGCGCGUCACCGCGCAGUUUGAGUACACAGACGAAGAUGUGAACAAAGGCGUCAAAGAGUUCCUUCGGCAAAUGGGUGAGGGCUUAGAACACGAUGGCACGAGUUUGAGUCAAAUACCUACAUACGUCACUGGCGUUCCCAAUGGCACUGAAAAGGGGCUAUACCUAGCUGUCGACCUGGGAGGCACGAAUUUCCGAGUCUGUUCUAUUCAUUUGAACGGCGACACCACCUUCAACCUGACAUACAGCAAAGUAGCGAUCCCGAAGGAAUUAAUGGUCGCAAAGCAAGCUAGCGACCUGUUCUCGUUCUUAGCUAAGCAGAUCGAGCAAUUUCUCAGAACUCACCAUGAAGACCACUUCGAAGCUCACGUGCGCCGGCGGCAGACGGUAAGCACUCCGGAAGGUUACCGGGACGAGCAUAUAUUUCGACUUGGCUUUACUUUUAGCUUCCCAGUCCAGCAGUAUGGAAUUAACAAGGGAACUCUUAUGAGGUGGACCAAGGGGUUUGACAUCCCGGAUGCUAUUGGCAAAGACGUAUGCGCGUUACUCCAGCAGGAGAUCGAUAGGCUUCACCUCCCUGUCAAAGUGGCUGCUCUGGUGAAUGAUACUGUUGGUACGCUUAUGGCUCGCUCUUACACUUCUCCGGGUAAAACAUCUACUCUUCUCGGCGCCAUCUUCGGAACUGGAACCAAUGGUGCCUACGUGGAAAAGAUUUCCAACAUUAAAAAGCCUGUCGAGGGCGACUACGACAAGUCGACGGGUCUGAUGGUCAUAAAUACUGAGUGGGGCUCCUUCGACAACCAGAUGAACACAUUGCCGAAUACUUCGUACGACAUAGAAUUGGACAAGAAGAGCGUGAAUCCGGGCAUCCAGAUGUUUGAGAAGCGGGUAUCUGGCAUGUUUCUAGGCGAGAUCGUCCGUCUAGUAAUUGUCGAUAUGCUGAAGAGACCCGAGAUCUCGUUGUUCCGCGAUGAUAAUUCUAGUCACAACGAUUGGAAGUCUACCACUACGAUAGGCCCCGAAUCUGGAAUAUUCCAACAAUGGGGCCUCGACAGCUCGAUAAUGUCCAUUGCCGCAGCCGAUAACACUCCGGAUUAUUCAUCCCUUCGCCAAGAACUCGAAAAACAAUUGCAAAUAUAUGCUGCCUCGCUUGAAGAUGCUUUGGCAUUCAAAAACGUAGCAUACGCUGUUGGACGUCGGGCAGCGCGGCUCUCUGCCGUCGCUCUUGGCGCGAUUGUCCUACAGAGUGGUGAGCUAGACAAGUCGACGGAUGAGCCGAUCGACAUCGGCGUUGACGGCAGUCUCGUUGAGCAUUACCCCUUCUUCCGGGACAUGAUCUACGAGGCGCUCGGUGCGAUUGAAGGUAUUGGUCCGGAGGGAGCAAAGCGAAUCCGCAUCGGAAUUGCCAAGGACGGCAGCGGUGUUGGCGCAGCUUUGAUCGCACUCGUUGCUGCGAGUAUGGAAAAGAAGGGUAUUGUGGAUUACUUGAAUUACAUUAGGAAUAGUGUAGUUGAGAGAUUUGUGGACGCGAUCCCGGAGGCCGGAGAGUCGACAACGGUAGCAUGACGAACACGACUCCUAAUACGAAGAAAAUGAAUGUUUAUAUACCUACAAUCAUGACCUAAUACAAUAAAUAUUAUGAAAGUUA